Messenger RNA from Centruroides sculpturatus (bark scorpion), 3417 nucleotides. Its product is annotated as protein trachealess-like. NCBI's taxonomy places the organism in Eukaryota, Metazoa, Arthropoda, Arachnida, Scorpiones, Buthidae. Gene Ontology annotation, biological process: regulation of transcription by RNA polymerase II. Bases 16 to 2796 code for a protein of 926 amino acids. Gene Ontology annotation, molecular function: protein dimerization activity; RNA polymerase II transcription regulatory region sequence-specific DNA binding; DNA-binding transcription factor activity, RNA polymerase II-specific. The record is from RefSeq and is a predicted model, not a curated record. The transcript is spliced from 12 exons.
UGUUUUCAUCACGUGAUGAAGAGUAUUAGUAUAGAUUAUUUAAUCGCCGGUCAGGUAUGCGACCUUAGGAUCAUCACAAGCGACUCAUUACAAUAUCAAUUAAGUAGUAUCGUCAGCAUCCUUGAGAUGAGAAAAGAGAAAUCACGUGACGCUGCACGGUCCAGGCGGGGGAAAGAGAAUUAUGAAUUCUACGAAUUGGCCAAAUUACUACCACUCCCAGCAGCCAUAACUAGCCAACUAGACAAAGCAUCUAUCAUAAGACUUUCCAUCAGCUAUCUAAAGCUAAGAGACUUCUCCGGUCAUGGUGAUCCACCUUGGAGCAGAGACGGACCCAGUUCCAAAAGUAUUAAAGGUGCUCCUCUUCGUCCGCGAUCUAUGACAGCAGUUGCCAUGGAGAUAUUUGAACAACAUCAGGGGACACACAUCCUCCAGUCAUUAGACGGAUUUGCAUUCGCUUUAGCAGCUGAUGGCAGGUUUUUGUAUAUUUCCGAAACAGUUUCGAUAUAUCUAGGACUUUCUCAGGUAGAAAUGACAGGGAGCAGUAUUUUCGACUACUGUCACCAACAAGACCAUGCAGAAUUAGCGGAACAAUUAGGUAUCAAUCUAACUCAGACUCAACCUAUGCCCUCUCCGGGAUCAGUUGGAUCUGAUGAUGGAUCAUCUUCCGCACCUGGUGGACCGUCAACCCCAACAGGCCUCGAAAGGCAAGCUCCUGUUAUGACAUUGAACAACACAACACCCUACAAAGGUUUUGAAAGGUCGUUUUGUAUUCGAAUGAAAUCUACUCUGACGAAACGUGGUUGCCAUUUCAAGUCUUCAGGUUAUAGGGUGGUGCUAGUCUUGUGUCACCUUCGACCUCAAUAUACAUUCUCACACAGCAGGAAACAACCACCCAAUGUAAUGGGUAUGGUUGGUUUGGCCAUUGCUCUACCUCCUCCCUCAGUCAAUGAAGUCAGGUUGGAAAAUGAUAUGUUUGUGACAAGGCUGACUUUUGACUUCAGAAUUGCUCAUUGUGAACCCAGAGUUUCAGAAUUAUUUGACUACACAGCUGAAGAACUGACUGGUAAAAAUAUGUAUACUUUAUGUCACGGACAAGAUGUACAGAAAUUAAGGAAAUGUCACAUAGACUUGAUAAAUAAGGGACAAGUUAUGAGCGGUUAUUACCGUUUUAUGAAUAAAAAUGGUGGAUUUACAUGGGUUCAAACAUGUGCCACAGUUAUUAUUAACAGCAAAAAUGCGGAAGAACAAAGUAUAAUUUGUGUCAAUUAUGUAAUUAGUGGAAUUGAAUAUGAAAAUUAUAUAAUGGAUUACAGUCAAUUUAGUCAUCUCAGCAAUUUGAAACCGGAUGAUCCGAGUGAUACAGAACAUGGAUCAUCUCCUGAUAAGAAUGGUCGUGAUGAUACACCAACAAAAGAAAGAGAAACUCCUAAGUCAUCAUCUCCAAAAUCUAAUUCAGCUCCUUCAGGAGAAAGCAAUCACAGUGAUCAUCUCACACAUCUUGAUACAGGAAACAAGCAUCCAGAUCCUUUAAGGCCCGUAGGAGAAACAGGAUGUGGUCAAGAGGAUUCUACUGGAGAUUUUGAUGUUGAUCCUGAACAGCUAGAUCUAACCGUUGAUACACCACAUUAUGUGGAAGAAAAAUCUUCCAGAGAUAUUGGAAUUCAUCAAAGCCAUCAUAGUAGGCAACGUAAAAGAAAACUUCCUGCAGAAUGUAUAACAGUUGAUGAUCAUAAAACCAGUCCAAAGUCACAGACAGCAAGUGUGUCUAGUCUUAAUAGCAGUCCUAUGUCAGGCAGUGACUAUUUACCUAAUGGCGAAAGAAAUGUUGUGGUUAGUCCUGAAAGAACAUUGUUAUCCCAUAGAGAAGAUACAUCCAGUCCACAUGAUCAAUUAAACAGGCCAGAAAUUCAGGCAAAUAGUGACAGCGAUAGUCAAAAAGGAGUUGCCAGACCAUGGAAGCGUUCUCCUAAUUCUCUUCGUUCUUCCCAUAUAGAGACUAAUGGUGCUUCAGCAAUGUCAGUAAAAGAGCUUGAAGAUGCAAUGAAUAAACAUCUUCCCUCAGUGGGAACUACAAAUCAUACAAAUUUAAGUCAAGAGACACUAUCACAAAAAUCUCAGUCACACCCUCAACAAUCGCAGCGAUCCACAAUUCAGUGGAUAGGUGGAUCACAAACAACAUUACCAGCAUCUUCAUUUUUAAGACAAUUGUAUGUGAACAGAGAAUCUGUUAUUAGGUCAGGUACACACGUUAGUCGUUCUUCAUAUUAUGGAGAAGUACAAGGAACCCUUCCAACUCCACCCAGCAGUGGAGGAGAAUCAUAUACUGAACAAACUCCACAAUUUAUGAUACCUGCAAAAAUGGCAGCAGAAUCAUAUGGUGUGAUACCGGGUUAUUCCACUGCUCCCGUAACCAUGAGUAGUUAUAUGGACACCUACAGUGCCAUGACUCCUCCUGCUUCUGUGUCACCAAGAGAAAAAUUUCAUCCAGGUAUAUCUGAUACUACUUCUUUUACCGAAGCAGCAGCAGCUGCUGCUGCAGCAGCAAUUCCCCACAUGCAUCAUUAUGUGCCAGACACAUCAUUACAACAUCUACCCUUAAAACCACAGGUAUUUGUACAUCCAAGUACAAUUGAUUACAGUCAUUCUCAUGCUCAACAGGCAUUAAGUUCUGAACACCAACAACAAUUAUAUGCUCACCAUGCAAGCAGUUUUCAUCUAUAUCAUCCCUCAGCUAGCAGUAAACCACCUCAUCAUCCACCCAAUGGUGCCUCUUGGUAUGCUCAGCCAGAUUCUUAGGUAAUCUCAUUGUAGAUAUACCUUUCCUCUUACAUUAUCUGCAACUAUUUCAAAUCCUUUGUUGCUGAUGUUUAUUGUUAUUUUAUUGUCAACGGAAUUUGUAAUAUAGAUGUUCAGAUCUCCAAUAUGUAUGAACUUCUACAAAGAUUGAUUUGAAUCAGUAUUUGAUACUCUACAUUGAAGUAUCUGUAAUAAAUGAAGGCAAAGAUGAUAUGGAUGGAUAUUAUUUCACUGCAAUGCUUGAGCAUUCAAAAACUCAGCAUUUUCCUGUGAUCAACAGUACUGUACAUAGUUGUAAGUACAAGUGGUAGAGAGAUAGAACUAUACUAUGGCAGAAUGUUAUGACAGAUUUUUUUCAGUGCUCAGCACUAGAACUGAAACUACCAAAUCCUGUCACAGCUGUCAUAAAAUCACUUAUAACCCAUUCACUAAAUUCUGUCAUUAGCUACACAAAAAUAAUUUUCUUGAAGUUUUCCCAUAAUCUUGUCAUUCUAAAUAUUCUCCAUACUUUACUAUUGUCAGAUUUAAUCUGCUCUGUGUAUUUUUAUUUCAUGUUCAUAUGUUAGAGUAUGGAUUUAGAUUUUUUUUUCUUAAAUUUCCUUCCACUUUUUUGUCAAACAG